CGAUACGUUGGAAAAUGUAUCCAGUGAAGCUAUUACCAUUGUACGUUGAAAUGAAAAGGGUUGUAGUGCUAUCUAGUUGGCUAAUCUUAACGUUUUGUUUCAGACAUCACGGGCUGCGUUGUUUGUUAUCUCUCGACUGGCUCAUCACUCGGAUCUAAUAUCUUACUUGGCUGGACAGGCCGCUCUAUUAUGAAGGUUAUAAUUGAUAGAAUGUGGUCAUAUUUUUUUUUUUUCCCUUUUGGUUUCCGGGCAUCGUCUUUAAUCGAACAUAAUAUAAUCUAUUAUUUUUUUUCCUUCUUCUUUUUUUCUCAUCCUCUUUCUUUCUCCCUCCCAACCAACCAUGACUGAGGCUUAUGUCACUUUGCUAGUGACUGACUCGUAUGCUCCUGGCGCACUUGUGCUUGCCCAGCGUUUACGAGAACUAGGUACCACUCGCGACAUUGCUGUCAUGGUGACAGCCAAUGUGUCGGAGACCAUUCGAAAGGAUCUCAGGUUGGUGUUUGAUCGCAUCAUUGACAUUGACAAGCUGGACUCGGGACAAGCGGAUAACUUGGCUUUGCUGGGAAGACCCGAGCUGGGUGUGACGUUCAGUAAGCUGCAACUUUGGCAGCUCGACUAUGACAAGGUGGUGUUUUUGGAUGCGGAUGUGUUGCCUAUGCGAUUGGUGGAUGAACUAUUUGAUCGACCUGAGUUCAGUGCGGCACCCGACGCUGGAUGGCCAGAUUGCUUUAAUUCUGGGGUAUUUGUCGCUGUCCCAAACAAAGAUACCUACCGGCAAUUGUGUGAUCUAGCGGCGUCCAAGGGUUCCUUUGACGGAGGCGAUCAAGGUUUACUCAACACUUAUUUUUCAUCAUGGUCAACCAAUUCGUCUGACCACAGACUACCCUUCAUCUACAAUACCACGCCUACCGCAGUUUACAGUUACGUGCCAGCUUACCAUGUCAAUCGCGAUAACAUCGCCAUUGCUCACUUUAUUGGCACCACUAAACCAUGGCAUAGUCCUCCUCCACCGUCCAAUGCAUCGCAAGAUAAAUAUGAUCUUGUUCAGCAGUGGUGGAAUGUUUAUAAUCGCUAUUACGGAGAAUCCACUACUCCAAGCACUCCAUCCGUGGCUGCUCCACCUCCUGUUGCUCCUCCAACCGAGUCCCUUCCUAUCUCCUCCUCCAUCGCACCACCCACUUAUGACCCUGCUGUCCCUCCUCCGUCUCAGGUUCAACCCGUCUUCCCGUGGGAGCAGACCCGUGCCUCUCAUUGUACGCGAGUAUGGUAUGAUUAAACGCCAUUGUAUUAUGUAACAGUAAAGACCCUUUUUUUUUUUUCUAUUUUAAUGUAUCAUUCGCAAUCUCGUUCACCGUAUUAUUUUUAUUGGAAGGAACUAUAUUACAAUAAAUGUUUUGUUUGUUUAGAUGUGUUGAAAAGCAAUACAUACAAACAGAUCCCAUGCUGGCUGUACUUCUAUUUUCAAUGCGUGGGGAGGGGGGUUUUAAAAAUCAAGAGCCUCUGGUGAAUGCAGAACCAGAACACCAG
Umbelopsis ramanniana AG is the source of this 1527-nucleotide messenger RNA. RefSeq lists its product as uncharacterized. Gene Ontology annotation, molecular function: glycosyltransferase activity. NCBI's taxonomy places the organism in Eukaryota, Fungi, Mucoromycota, Umbelopsidomycetes, Umbelopsidales, Umbelopsidaceae. The coding region runs from base 341 to 1276 and encodes 311 amino acids. The transcript is spliced from 2 exons. Gene Ontology annotation, cellular component: cytoplasm. The record is from RefSeq and is a predicted model, not a curated record.